Molecule: messenger RNA, 801 nt
Organism: Drosophila willistoni
Lineage: Eukaryota; Metazoa; Arthropoda; Insecta; Diptera; Drosophilidae
Exons: 3
Coding region: 1-801 (266 amino acids)
Source: RefSeq, a predicted model, not a curated record
AUGUGUUCCGUGCACAUUUUUGGCUCUUUGGCCAUUUUGUUGCUACUAGGAAAUGGCGGUGAAAGCGAGAGUCCCAACCACAGUGACUAUUAUUUUGGCAAUGCGAGCAUGAAGCUCAUUCGUUUUCGUGACUUUGAGCCACGCCAGCAAAGCGAACAGCAAUUGGUCCGUGAGGAGCGUGAGGGUCGUGGAUUCCAUUUCCAUGCUAGUGGCCAGGAUGUUAGUGUGGAACUGGAAUUUAUUGUGCCAUUCUUCAGAGUUCCGGUUAAGCGUAGCAUGAAUUUCGCCCGAAAUGCUUUCCAAAGUAUACUGAAUCUCCGAACUGGAGCUAUUAUUAAUACCGCAGUUAUUGUGGCAGCAGGAGCCAUCAUAGCUGCAGUUGUACGCUUGAUUUUGGCUCCACUGGUGAUUACCUCUCUAAAUAAUGGCGGCUAUAUCUUGAAAUCGGAUAAAACUAUCAAAAGGGGCAUGCGAGGCUUGACCGAUGCAGUGGAAUCCCAAUUGGAAGAGCACAAUAUUGAUAUGACAGCUUGUAUGCAGCGUUAUAUAUGCCAUUAUAUGCAGAGUAGUUCAUCCUCCACUCCUGUAAGGCUUAUACAUGUGUUGGCCAACUCGCAAUGGUUAAAUGUCUAUCUGAAUGGCACAGCUGUUUAUAAUGCCAUCAAGGUGGCCCAAGGCAAUCUAAAUUGUGAUUAUAUAUAUCGAAGUUGUCGCUGGUCAUCCAUGGCAAUCCACACGAUGAAAGAGAGAAGUUGGCUAAAAUCAUUAUGGCCACAUUUUCUGCAAUAUUCUAAUGGUUAA